Molecule: messenger RNA, 2127 nt
Organism: Schistosoma curassoni
Lineage: Eukaryota; Metazoa; Platyhelminthes; Trematoda; Strigeidida; Schistosomatidae
Source: the annotation of a GenBank genome assembly
AUGGACGGGCAGACAUGUGAAGCACUUGGGUUCAGUCACACCAAUAUAUAUCAGAAUGCCAUUUCUUUACUAAAAAACAUAUAUGCGACUGUUGACAGUGGAAACAUUCAGUCAAUUACAGAAAGUGAAGUUAAUAAUAUCAAGUCCUUAAUAAAUGAUUUAAGAUCACUCCAUAAAAUGAGAUGUUGCGCCCAUCAGAUUCUUGAAACGGAGUCCAUCAAAACAUCCGCUUUGAGGGUAAAGCUUCAGGAAUUUAAAAAGCGAAAGGUAGAAGAAAUUUUCGACAAAAGAAAUCUUGUGAGAAUGCUGAAUGAAAAGGAACUGAAGGACCUAGAGGAUUCUCUGAACUCCAUUAAAAGUACUUAUGAGGAAAGUGAACAGGCACUUGAGGAACUUACUCGCAUACUGAAUUUAUUAAGACUUCAUGAAUUAAAGUCAAAUGAAGAAAAUAGUGUUACACUUGAAGCUUUAAAUAACUGUUUAGAUAAUAAAGCAAAUAAACAAAUAUUUUUGAAUAAAAAAAUUGAAGAAAUUGAAAUGACUGAAUUGAAGGUGAAAGAAACUCAAAAGAUGUUGGACGAUUUAAAUGCAGAAAUAACAGAAGAACGUAGAAAUGCAGUAAGAAAAGUUAUCAAAUUGGAAGAAGAAACGAAAAAACUGAAAAAAGCACUCAGUGUUCAACAUGAAAAAAACAGAACAUUAGAAAUACCACAUAAAGAAGUUAGUGAAGUAUUACGUUGUAAAAGAUUUGAAGAAUUCUCAUUAUCAAAUAGUGUUGAUGAAUUAUACAAUAACAUUCAUGAAUGUAAAAUACGAAAAUCGUCUUUAUUAAAUACAAUUCAAAAGAAAGAAAUUGAAAUUAAAGCAGCUGAAGAAAAACGUGAUUUCAUACAACAAUCAUUAAAUAAAAUGUUAGAAGAACAUGAAGAAAGUUUAGAAAAUAUAAGAAAAGAAUUGAAAAAAAUUGAAGAAUCACAAAAGACUUCAAUCACAAAUAUUGAAGCAUAUGAAAAGAAAAAAGAGAUUUUAAAAGCCGAUGAACAACGUUAUGAAUCUGAAAAGGAAAAACUACAAAAAGUUUUCAAGACAAAAGAAACUGAAGUAAUAAAAUUCGAAAAGGAAUAUAUGAUUAAAGCGGAGAAGGCAGCUGAACUUCAAGAGCAAAUCAAUGAAAUGCUUGAAAAGAUUGAAAAUUUAAAUUUAUCAAAUAAAAGUAUAAUAGAUAAUUUAAAACAACAAGCAGAAAUAAUAAACAACCAGUUAGCCAAUGCACGUAAAGAAAGAGUUCAAUUACAACGUAAACAACGUAAAAUUCAUAAACAGAUUGGUAGUUUUAAUGAUGAACAAAAUUUAUUUGUACGUAAAUAUCAACGUCGUAUUAAUGAAACAAAAAAUAAAAUAAAUUUACUUUUAAAACAAAAAACUCAAUUAGAAAAAGAAAUUGAAAUGAACAAACAGAAACGCGAAGAAAUUCAAACAACAAUGAAAGUUGAAAAAGAACAUCAUGAUCAUGAAAGAAUACAUACUACAGAGAAAAUUGUUUCACUAAAUAAAUUGUUGGAUGAAUUCGUUGAAAAGUGUCAACAGAUGGAUAAAAAUGUCCAAGAUGAACUACCAAUAUUGGAGGGAUUAAAUAAUAAAGUAGAAAAAAUUGAAAAGAUUGAAACAGAAACUAAGUCAUUACAGGUUGAAAUGAAUCAGAAUAUUCGUUCAUUGGAAAAUGAAAUAAAUCGAUUGAAUGAUGAGAAUAAAAAACUUGAUUUUGAUCUAAAAUUAUCGAAAAAGCAAACGAAUGCAUUUCAAAUGGAUUAUAUGAAUAAAUUUAUCAAUGAAAUUGAUUUAUUGAAGAAUAAUGAAAAAAAUAUUUAUACUUAUGGUUGUCGUUUAAAUACAGUAGGAAUUGAAAAUGCUCGAAUCAAUGCAGGUAUUACAAAACAAGAACAAACUAUACAACAUAUUUGUUCAGAUUGGGAAAAGAUAUUGAGAUUUAAAUCAAUAUUAAGAAAUCAAUAUCAAUCUAUAAAAGGUUCGAUUGAUUUACGAUUUGGAAUGUGUAUCGAUUCAAUGAAUCAUAAAAUGUUAUUUACAUCAAAUGAAAAUUUUCCCUAUAUUUUAUUCAUUUGUUAA